AUGUCGGCCUUCUCCAGAGGAUUUCUUCUCCAGCACCGUCUCUUUGCAAGGCCAGUACAGGCGCAAUCACCCCAGCUAAACGGCCGCCAACCUCGAUUCUUCACGAGCUCCCAAUUCCUCUGCGCAAAAACCAACCCUCCUAGCGUACCUAGAAGAGGAGCUACACCAUUGAAAUCAACCGUUCCUAAGAAGGCGUCCGGCGGACUUCCCCGCAAAGAUGCUGCAAUCUUGAAGCCCUCGAAGCUUCCCAUAGUUCAAAAUUCCCCCAAUGCCGCCCCAACGAAAACCCUCGAGUUGUCCAGAAGGAACCCCAUAUUGUAUGCCGAAUCUCUGGCCCAAAAAUCUGACCCAUCAAUAAUCUAUACCGCCCCAUCCCACACACGUCUCUUCUUUUUAUGUUCCGCAGCGGCAGCUGGUAUUAUGGCUCAAGCGGCCUACUGCAUACACAUCUAUCUUCUCCCACCCGAUGGCCUAGCCUGGUUCGUACCCUACUCCUUUGGCAUAGGGGGAAUGAUUGGAGCAGGUCUUGGAACAUGGUUGAUGUUGAGCACAUCGGGAAUCAUCAGGCAAAUCACCGCAAUCCCCAAAAAGGCCAUGAGCACAUCGCCAGUUGUGAAGAGGGCGCAAACCCACAAUUUGGAGCUCGAAGUUGAAUUCCGGAAAAUGCUGCCCGUCCCAUUUUUCCCAGCAAGGAAGAUAUAUAUCUCUCCCAGCGAAUUUGGACUACACCACCCCGUAGCUCCACAAAUGCAAGCCGAGCGGUUUGCAUAUGAGGAAAGUCGGAAGUAUGGAGCGGUCUCGCGAGCAUUGCAGGGCCUUUGGAAAGAUAGCAAGAGAGCUUGGACGAGAGAUGGCUUUGAGAAGGUAAGAAUAAACUCAAGGACCUAUAAGUUAGAUGUGACUGGGGAACAGUCUCCGGACGUUGGACAUGCUAUAGAUAAGCUGGCCGACAUUUACCGGAAACGUUGA
Molecule: messenger RNA, 969 nt
Organism: Hymenoscyphus albidus
Lineage: Eukaryota; Fungi; Ascomycota; Leotiomycetes; Helotiales; Helotiaceae
Source: the annotation of a GenBank genome assembly